This is a messenger RNA of Neogale vison (American mink), 842 nucleotides long. Its product is annotated as 60S ribosomal protein L5-like. Gene Ontology annotation, molecular function: structural constituent of ribosome; 5S rRNA binding. Gene Ontology annotation, cellular component: cytosolic large ribosomal subunit; ribosome. Lineage: Eukaryota; Metazoa; Chordata; Mammalia; Carnivora; Mustelidae. Gene Ontology annotation, biological process: translation; ribosomal large subunit assembly. The coding region runs from base 44 to 769 and encodes 241 amino acids. The record is from RefSeq and is a predicted model, not a curated record. The transcript has a single exon.
GGUAAUUCAAGAUAAAAAUAAGUACAACACACCUAAAUACAGGAUGAUAGUUCGUGUAACCAACAGAGGUAUCAUCUGUCAGAUUGCUUAUGCACGCAUAGAAGGAGAUAUGAUAGUUUAUGCUCAUGAACUCCCGGCUUAUGCUCAUGAACUCCCAAAGUAUGGUGUGAAAGUUGGCCUGACAAAUUAUGCUGCAGUAUAUUGUACCGGCCUGCUGCUGGCCCGCAGGCUCCUUAAUAGGUUUAGCAUGGACAAGAUCUAUGAAGGCCAAGUGGAAGUGACUGGAGAUGAAUACAAUGUGGAAAGCAUUGAUGGUCAACCUGGUGCCUUCCCCUGCUAUUUGGAUGUAGGGCUGGCCAGAACUACUACUGGAAAUAAAGUUUUUGGGGGCCUCAAGGGAGGAGUGGUUGGAGGCUUGUCUAUCCCUCCCAGUACCAAACGAUUCCCUGGUUAUGAUUCAGAAAGCAAGGAAUUCAAUGCAGAAGUACAUCGAAAGCACAUCAUGGGUCAGAAUGUUGCAGAUUAUAUGUGUUACCUAAUAGAAGAAGAUGAAGAUGCAUAUAAGAAACAAUUCUCUCAAUACAUAAAGAACAACGUAACUCCAGACAUGAUGGAGGAGAUGUAUAGGAAAGCUCAUGCUGCUAUACGAGAGAACCCAGUCUAUGAGAAGAAGCCUAAGAAAGAAGUUAAAAAGAAGAGGUGGAAUCGUCCCAAAAUGUCUCUUGCCCAAAAGAAAGAUUGGGUAGCUCAGAAGGCAAGCUUCCUUUGAGCUCAAGAGCAGGCUGCUGAGAGCUAAUAAACCAAACCACAAUUUUCUAUGAAGAUUUUUCAGAUAAAGACAA